This is a messenger RNA of Aspergillus chevalieri, 1890 nucleotides long. It is a transcript of the gene PEX5, whose product is annotated as peroxisomal membrane signal receptor PTS1. Gene Ontology annotation, molecular function: protein binding. The transcript is spliced from 3 exons. The record is from RefSeq and is a predicted model, not a curated record. NCBI's taxonomy places the organism in Eukaryota, Fungi, Ascomycota, Eurotiomycetes, Eurotiales, Aspergillaceae. Bases 1 to 1890 code for a protein of 629 amino acids. Gene Ontology annotation, biological process: protein import into peroxisome matrix, docking. Gene Ontology annotation, cellular component: cytosol; peroxisomal membrane.
AUGUCAUUCCUCGGUGGCGCUGAGUGCUCGACGGCUGGAAAUCCGUUGACCCAGUUCACAAAGCACGUCCAAGAUGACAAGUCUCUACAACGGGAUCGACUCGUCGGGAGAGGCCCUGGGGGCAUGCAAGAAGGCAUGCGGUCCCAGGGCAUGAUGGGUGGUCAGGAUCCGAUGAUGGAUGAAUUCGCCCAACAACCCGCCCAAAUCCCCGGUGCACCGCCCCAGCCCUUUGCAAUGGAACAUAUGAGACGCGAACUAGAACAAUUCCAGGCCGCUCCGCCGCGAACAGGAUCACCCGGAUGGGCGGCGGAAUUCGACGGUGGAGAACACGCCCGGAUGGAAGCUGCUUUUGCUGGACCGCAGGGUCCGAUGAUGAACAAUGGAUCGGGCUUCACGCCGGCCGAAUUUGCCCGUUUCCAACAGCAGAGUCACGUCGGGAUGCCUCAAACCGCUGGCCCGGCGGCGUCGGCUGCGUCGCCGAUGAUGGCGGGUUAUCAGCGUCCGAUGGGGAUGGGGUAUAUGGGGAUGGGUGGAAUGGGUAUGAUGCGGCCUACGUAUAGUCCUAUGGGAACGAUGCAGCAGCCGCAGCCUGAAGAGGCUGCGACGCAGGACAAGGGCAAGGGUCGUAUGGUGGAGUUGGAUGAUCAGAACUGGGAGGCACAGUUUGCGGAGAUGGAGACGGCUCAGACUCAUGAAGCUACGGAUGAAGAGGCCAAUAAAGCUAUGGAGGCGGAGCUGAACGAUCUUGACAGGAAACUGGUGGAAGAAGAGGGCGACUUUGAUGUCACUGAUAGCAUGCACAUGGGCGAACUGGGGGACUGGGACAACUUCGAUGCGCUCAACAGCCGGGCCCGAGACCCGCAGCUGGGUGACUACAUGUUCGAGGAGGAGAAUGUUUUCCGAAACGUGAGUGACCCGUUUGAAGAGGGUGUGAAGGUCUUGCGCGAAGGUGGCAACUUGUCGUUGGCUGCGUUGGCUUUUGAAGCCGCAGUGCAGAAGGAUCCCCAGCAUGUGCGUGCCUGGACUAUGUUGGGAGCCGCGCAGGCUCAAAACGAGAAGGAACUCCCCGCAAUUCGUGCCUUGGAGCAGGCUCUUAACCAUGAUGGAAAUAAUCUUGACGCCCUUAUGGGCCUGGCUGUCUCCUACACUAACGAAGGAUACGACUCGACGGCAUACCGGACACUUGAGCGAUGGCUUUCCGCCAAGUACCCACAAGUCAUCGAUCCCAAGAAUCUCUCAUCCGACGCGGACUUGGGCUUCACAGACCGCCAGAUCCUACACGACCGGGUCACCGAUCUUUUUAUUCAAGCUGCCCAGCUGUCACCCUCCGGAGAGCACAUGGACCCUGACGUGCAGGUCGGUCUGGGUGUCCUCUUCUACUGUGCCGAGGAGUAUGACAAGGCUGUCGACUGCUUCUCUGCUGCACUCGCCUCUACCGAAUCUGGUACCGUGAACCAGCAAGAGCAGCUCCACCUCCUCUGGAACCGUCUCGGUGCUACUCUCGCCAACUCCGGCCGUUCUGAGGAAGCCAUCGAGGCAUAUGAACAGGCACUCACCAUCAACCCAAACUUUGUCCGCGCACGCUACAACCUCGGUGUUUCGUGCAUCAACAUUGGUUGCUACCCAGAAGCCGCUCAGCACCUGCUGGGCGCAUUGUCCAUGCACCGUGUCGUUGAACAGGAAGGUCGCGAACGUGCCCGGGAGAUCAUCGGAGGCGACAACGUCGAUGAUGAACAGUUGGAGCGCAUGCUUCACGUCAGCCAGAACCAGAGUACGAAUCUGUACGAUACUCUGCGGAGAGUGUUUAGCCAGAUGGGGCGACGGGAUUUGGCCGAUUCUGUCGUGGCUGGGAUGGAUGUCAAUGUGUUCCGGAAGGAGUUCGACUUUUAG